Molecule: messenger RNA, 471 nt
Organism: Aspergillus sclerotioniger CBS 115572
Lineage: Eukaryota; Fungi; Ascomycota; Eurotiomycetes; Eurotiales; Aspergillaceae
Product: nucleoside monophosphate kinase
Exons: 2
Biological process (GO): nucleobase-containing compound metabolic process
Cellular component (GO): cytoplasm
Molecular function (GO): ATP binding; AMP kinase activity
Source: RefSeq, a predicted model, not a curated record
GGUGCACCCGGCGCAGGAAAGGGCUCACUAUGCAAGAAACUAGCUGAAGAGUAUCACUACCAUCACCUCUCAGUCGGCGAUCUUUUGCGCGACUGGUCCAACUCGAACAAAUUGAGUCCAGAGGCCACCAAGGCAAUUGAGAGCAACGUUUUGGUCGACGUCGAAGAUCUGAUCAUGAUUCUCCGAGAUGAGGUUGAGAGCCUGGAGCGAGAGGGGAAGAAGAACCUCGUGAUUGAUGGCGUUCCUCGCGUGCUGGAGCAGGCAGGGCCUGUUGAGGAAGCUAUCGGGUCGCCGGAUCUGGUCCUCUUCUUCAACUGUCCGAGGGAGGUCGCCAAGGAGAGGUUUCGGACUAGGAAUAUUCCUGGUCGGGUGGAUGAUGGAGAGACGUUCGAUCAGAGAUAUAGUCACUAUGUUGCUGAGAAUGAGAGAGUCCUGGGGCACUAUGGUCGCAGGGGGCUCUUGGUUGAGGUA